AUGCCAGCAGCAAACUGGACCACCAAUGAACAGUACAUUUGGCUUCAAGAUCAGAUGGUGAUAUAUAUGGUCCAUGUGAAAGAAAAGGACUAUUCACAUUUCUGGCCUCCAUGCCAUCUAGCCUGGUUCGCACAAUUCCCAGAAUGUGCAGUUGUCUAUCCUGAUAUCCCCAUGGAUGUUGAGCUUACUCCCAAGCAGAAAAUUAUUGUCAAGGAUGCAGAGGAUGCAUGUGAGGCAAAGAACUGCAGCCUAAAGAAGAAAUUGACAGUCUUUGAUGAUACUCUGCAGUCAAAAAGAUGUGCAAAGUCAGAGGCCAAGAUUUAUUCAGAGAUGUAUCAUGACAAACAUAUCAAGCCUUUGGUGAUGGCUGAGGAAGAUGCUGGAAAUGUGGCAACUUCUGGCAAGCACGUGACCCUUGGUCAAAAAUUCUCAAGAAAGUUACUCGAAGAUGAGACUGAGGACAUCAAGGUGGAGGUUUGUGAAAAGUAUAAGGAACAACUCACUCACAAGAAGGGUGCCAAUCAUGGGAAGAACAUUCUUGAUGAUGAUAAUGACAAAGAGUUAGAUGCAGAAGCAAUCAUGUGGUACAUUUGA
Suillus paluster is the source of this 594-nucleotide messenger RNA. RefSeq lists its product as uncharacterized. The coding region runs from base 1 to 594 and encodes 197 amino acids. The transcript is spliced from 2 exons. The record is from RefSeq and is a predicted model, not a curated record. NCBI's taxonomy places the organism in Eukaryota, Fungi, Basidiomycota, Agaricomycetes, Boletales, Suillaceae.